AUGAAAAGAAAACUCGAGGAAAUCGACGACCCGUCGCGUCACCAUUUGCGUUUAAUUCGGGCGGCUCAAAUCGGGAAUCUAUUUCUGAUUCUCGUUCUUUAUUCGCAUGCCUUCAUUAGGACAAUGGAACCAUUGUGCUCACGCCGAGAAGAAGCGAGGGUGAGUGAAUCGCGGACGAAACGAGAUUCGCCGAGUCGUCAACUCCCGCAAGAUCUCGAGGAUUAUACGGUGAUUCUCGGACAGGACACGAUCAUACCGAAAGACGUCUUUGAGAGCUCGUGCUCGAGGAUUCACAAAUAUUGCGCGGAUGCUGGCAUGAAAUUGGUCGGAUUUCAGGGCGCACGAGGUCCUCCCGGAAUCAUGGGUCCUGUUGGACCGCCAGGUCGAAGGGGGAAACAGGGAGCUGUCGGCCCAUCGGGGCUCGUCGGAGAAGCUGGAGAAGAGGGACCACGUGGGAAAGAUGGUCGCUGCAAUUGCUCGAUCCCGGACAUGUACAUCCAUCGUGUGCCUAUCCCGGGACCACCAAUAAUCAAGAUCGAAGAGAAACUCGUCCCGUACGAGGUUUUGGUGGUGAAAGAGGUUGAGGUGACAAAACUCGUUCCGUUUGAGCCGACACCGCCUGGAUUCGCUCCGCCGGUUGGUUGGCGGCCGGGUAUGCCCCGACCUGACAUGGCAAAGACCAGGAAAUUGCCAAGAUACACGACGAAACCCACCUCACCAAAGCCGAAAACAACGAAGAAACCGAAAACGACGCCCGUUUUUGCGUUUGAAAACGAGACGCUUUGGGCGAAUGUAACCGGGUUGAACGAGACUGAUCCAUUCACUACACCUGAACCCUAUCUUGGACCGCCGACACUGGGAACAAAUACAAGAGAAUGCACUCUGGCAGCGAUUGGAAUCCCGGUGAUGCACGCCGAGUCUCAAUACGGAGAUGUUGGCUCAUGGAUGCGUGACGUGAGCCCCUCCACGCAUCAACAGAGCGCGAAACGAUGGGUAACGGACGGCUUUGCGAGCCCCGUUCUCUACGAGUACGAGACCGAAGUGAAACUGAUGCGAAAGGAGCAAAUUAUAAAAUACUAUGUCGAUUUUCUGGCAUCUGGGACGGGCAGUGUGGUUAUUGAUGGGUAUUACUAUUAUCAUAAGCAUGGAACGGAUCAACUUGUGAGAUAUGAGCUGGAUAGUGCUCUUUACAAUGAGACGAGCAUCGAGAUGAGCUUUUUGGAUUGCGAUAUUUUGCCUGAUCACACGUUUGAGGAAUGCAAUGACACUGAUCGUCAUCCAUGGCUUUACAAUCGGCCACACAACUAUGUCGACUUUGCCGUUGAUGAGAAUGGAUUAUGGGUGAUCUACAUGCGACCGGACAGCAAUGGUUUAAUGGUCAGCAAGUUGGAAAAGAAUCUACACGUUGUGCAAACUUGGCAAUUGGAGCAUGUGAAUGCCACCGAUCUGGCGGACGCGUUUGUGAUGUGCGGCGUUUUGUAUGGAGUCGAGUCAUCCAACGAUCGCGAUACUUUCAUCACUUAUGCCUAUGAUUUGUACAGAAACGAGUCGAUUCCGGGCAAAGUCCCGUGGUACAAUCCAUUCAAGGGACUUUCCAUGUUGCAUUAUAAUCCAGUGGAUAAACGUCUCUACUUCUUCGACACGAAAAAAUUACUCUCGGUGAAUGUGCGAGUUGACGAUGAUUCGAAUGAGUACGAGGAUGAGGAUUACGGUCUUUUGCCUCAUUUGAACACUCCCGCUCCGCCACCGUAUCCACCGCCUAAAGGC
Messenger RNA from Mesorhabditis belari, 1767 nucleotides. NCBI's taxonomy places the organism in Eukaryota, Metazoa, Nematoda, Chromadorea, Rhabditida, Rhabditidae. The record is from the annotation of a GenBank genome assembly.